UAAUACACCUCUCAAAAAUAAAUCUAAUUGUUCACAGAUGUCGUUGUUCAGAAACAAACAUCCCAAAGAAGAUUUUGAGAAUAUGGUUAUCUCUGAACCAACUGACUUUAGACAAAUUAAUCAUGUUAGUGUAGGGUCAGACGGACAAGUUAACUUGGAUUCUAUUUCACCAGAAUGGAAAUUAAAAUUACGACAAGCAGGUAUUCGUAAGAAAGAUUUACAAGAUGAAACAACUCGUAAAGAAAUUUUCUCAUUGCUUUCUGAAAAUGAUAAACAAACACCUUCUUCCACCCAUGGAACAUUACCACCUCCUCCCGGAAGAAAACCACUAACAAGUUCAACUGGUAAACAAGUCCCUUCUCGUAAACCACCUGCACCUCCAAAUAAAAAAUUACCAACACCGCCUCAAGGAAAAGGAAAACCUAUACCACCACCAAAGCCUGAUAAUAGAAAUGUGCCUUCUCAUCAUCUUCCAGUUGAACCACCACCUGUUCCUCCACCACAUGGACAAGCACCUUCAUUACCACCACCUGUUCCUCCACCAAGAGGAGGUGCACCUGCAUUGCCACCACCUAGAAGAGGAACAAAGAACGCACCACCACCACCACCGCCACUUGAACCAAAGGUUGUUGCUCCUGUCUCAACAGUUCCAAGCGGUCCUUCUCUUGCAGAACAGUUACAGGCAAAAAGGAAUGAUCUUAACUCCGCUCCAGUAGAAGACAAUGUCCCAGUUCAACAAGACGAUGAUAUUGUUAGUGCAUUGAGAGGAAUUAUGGUUAAAAGAAGAGAGGAUAUGAAUAUGGUUGAUAAUGAAGAAGAAGAGGAGGAAGAUGAUGAUGAUUGGAGUGACUAAAAAAACAGACGCAUUCUGUUUAGUUGUUGUUAUCAAAUCUUAUUCAGUUUAUUAGUUAUUGUUUUGUGGUUUAACAUUGGAUUUAUUAUUCAGAUAAAAAUAACGUGAAAUGGAUAUUGAAUUAAUUCAUUAUAAAUUACAAAUUUCUAGUAAUAAUCAGAAAUAAAUACUUAUUUGUUGUAUUAGCUCAAACAAAUUUGAUAAUUUAUUUUAAAGAAGUUAUCAUUUACUUUCAUUCAAACUAGUCAAUAAAAUAAUUGUUAUUAUUAUAAAUCUUAAAGAUAAUGAUAAAAUACAUCAAAAUAAUUAUUUAAAGAAAAUGGUAUUAUUCUAAUUACAACU
Molecule: messenger RNA, 1195 nt
Organism: Entamoeba histolytica HM-1:IMSS
Lineage: Eukaryota; Evosea; Mastigamoebida; Endamoebidae
Exons: 1
Coding region: 38-853 (271 amino acids)
Biological process (GO): actin filament organization
Source: RefSeq, a predicted model, not a curated record